This is a messenger RNA of Clunio marinus, 2585 nucleotides long. The record is from the annotation of a GenBank genome assembly. NCBI's taxonomy places the organism in Eukaryota, Metazoa, Arthropoda, Insecta, Diptera, Chironomidae.
AUGAAGGAAGCGUCAGGAGUUUGGAAUACUUCGUCCAAGUUGGGACUUGUGGCAGAUGGACUCGUGCAAGAUCUCUUCCAUCAAAUCAAUCUUAAUCCGACAAAAGAGCAAAUUAAUGACAUGCUUCGUAAUGCCAAAUUAUAUUCAUCAAACAUCCGUUUUUGCAAUGGACUUUCGUUCGGAGAAUUCUCAAUUUUAGCUGCAGAUUUCCGCAGAUUCAGAACUAAUCCAAAUGGACAACCAUCAUUCCAAAUUACCUCGCUUUCACCGAAAAGCUCGCUUCGAAUAAAGAAACAACUUAUGCUUGAUCAAUUGGCUUCUCAAACACAAUCCGACAGUGCCGGAACAAGUUCAAAUGAAGAGUCAGUUGUUGAAGCUCCCGAAGUAUUUCUCGGUGGUUCAUGCAAUCCUACGACAUGGCGUGCUGACGUCGCUAUGCCUGAAUUAAAGAAAUUAGGAAUUUCCUUUUAUAAUCCUCAAGUCUCACAAUGGACGCCAGAUCUCAUAGCUCUCGAGCACCGAGCAAAGGAGAAGGCUCGCGUAUUAUUCUUCGUCAUGGAUUCAGAAACGCGUGCAUCUGCCGGUGCCAUUGAAGCGGCUCACAUUGCGGGACAAAAUCAAAAGCCUCUCAUUCUCGUUCUCCAUCCAUAUAAAAGAAAUCAAAAGAUUCUCAAUGAGUCCAUUUCGGAAGAAGAAUAUCUUGAUUUGUCACGAAAUCAAAAGUUGUUGAAGCAGCUGGUGACACGUCGUGGACUUCCGGUACUUGACAGUAUACUCACUGGCCUUCAGAAGAUCAAAGGAAUUAUUGCUGGAGAGGGUCCUUGUGCCUUACCACAAUCUGUUGGUUCACGAUUAAUCUCUGUUCGACGUUCAUAUGAUCGUGCAAUUAAUAAUGACGCUGGUCUAACAUUAGCACAAUGUCGUCAAGUGCUUUCAACUCUCGGAUAUCGAAAGGACCUCAUAACAAGUGACAACUUAAGACGAAUCUUAAGCUUAGUACGCGAUGUCUUAAACAAUCGACAUGAGUCAUCACCAGCGACAAGCUCGUCAUCAACAGAAUCAACUGAAUCAGUUGACGUGAAUGUUGUUGACAUGCCGUGUAUAAACUUUGAAGAGUUUUGUGUAAUUUCAUCGUAUUUGUCAGUUCUACAGCAAGAAAUUGAAGACAAUUGUUGUCAAUGUUCACAAUCAUCUGAUGAGAACACAGUCAUCAAUAUUUGUCAUCAACAACGUCAUAUUUUAAAUAGAAGCUUUACAAUUGAUGGAACACCAGCGACAUCAGCAACAAAUGAAGAACGACAUUCGGUGGUGAUAAUGUCGAAUGGUCCUCGAAGCGAUAGCAGUCGAGAUUCGGGUACGUCAUCGCCACAACCGAAUGAAAUAAUCGGAAAAUUAUUGAAUGGUAAUAGUAGCAGUUCGUUGCACACUAAAAUGUCCAUUCAUGUCCACCACACAGAUAUUGGAAGUGGAACAACAAAGACAACAACUGAUGAUGAUGACGAUGUUGAUAGCGAUUCAAAUGAUUCAGUGUUUAGCACGAGUAGUUCACUUGAUGAAGAUUCAAUGCCAUCGGCAUUCGAUGAACGCAAACAAUAUGAUGCAAGAGACAUUUAUCUUGGUGGCAGUUGCAUGUUGCGAACAAAAUGGCGACGUGAUAUUGCGUUGCCAUAUCUCAAAGAGAAACAAAUCACUUACUCCCUGCCAACACUUCAUGAGAAUCUGACGCUAAAACAGAUGAAAAAGCUUAAGAAUGGAACCGAGGAAAGUCAACAAUUGCUGAUACAAGAAGUUGAAGAUAGUGAUGGAAACGGGUCACUGAUGUACAAUCCAAGGAUCUUGGAUUCAAGUCGAGUCCUUUUGUUUGUAAUAACAAAUGAGACUCGGUCACUUGCACCAAUGACUCUUGCCGCUCAUUACAUUGGAUUGGGUUACAAUGUUGUGUUAUGCGUUCAGAUGUUGCCAGAUAACUGCAAGAUUGGCCAUGACCUUCUAACACCAUCAGCAAUCAAAGACUAUAAUCGUGGUCGAUCUUAUUUAUCAGAUCUAGCGAAACGACAAAACAUCCCCGUAUUCAGUGAGAUUAAACCAGCAAUUGACUGUGCAAUUGAAAAAGUUAAAUUUUCAAAGCCUCGAUGUUCUGUUUAAAACUUUAAAGCUUGAAAAUUAAUGUCUCAAUAGAUGAAGAGUGGGUGGGGAAAGAAAAAUUAAAUUAAUUCACUAAAAUUCUCUGUUUAUUUCGCCUUUCGGAAAUAUAAUUUAUCUCUCUUUUUCGGUUUUGUUAUUUUAAUUAAUGCAAAUUGACAAAUAAAAUAACUUAUUUUAAUGAAAAAAAAUCAUUGCACCUACAACAAAACAAACACACAAAUAAACAUUAAAAACAUCUAUGUAACUUUUCUUCACUUACUUAAAUAUUUAUUAUGAAUUUAUGAUACGUGUAAAUGUUUUAGCUGUAAAUUAUUAUUGUCAUGUCGUCUUUAGUUGAAUAAGUUAAAUCAAGUUAAACUAAAGAAAGAAAUACACUUCAUUUAGAUUUUAUUAUGCAUAAUUAAUUUUUCUGUAUAGUUGAAUUUAUGAAAAGAUAAAAA